Messenger RNA from Hyla sarda, 5133 nucleotides. RefSeq names its product RHO family interacting cell polarization regulator 1 (gene RIPOR1). The coding region runs from base 263 to 3457 and encodes 1064 amino acids. The record is from RefSeq and is a predicted model, not a curated record. The transcript is spliced from 22 exons. Lineage: Eukaryota; Metazoa; Chordata; Amphibia; Anura; Hylidae.
CCCCACCCUCCUCGUCCUCUCCCUCCCUCUACAUAGUGGAGCUGCGGAGUGUUAUCCUCCUUCUCUCGUUCACAGUAAUGUCUGACAGGACACAAGGCAGGAUAUAGCUGAAGAUUAGAGGACACAGGAUCCGGGGGGAGCCGCACUGCAGUGGUCGGGGAUCAGGGGGAGGACGGUUCUGUGACUUCCCCGGCCAAGGACCCUGCCCUUCCUCUAGCUGAUCCCGGAGCAGCCAUGGAGCACCCACAAGGCCCACUCCACCAUGUCCCUCUCCAUGCAGUCUUCAAGGGUCACAUCCACAUCAAUUACUAGAAGUCAAUCAUUUGCCGGUGUUAACUCAAAUUACGAAAAGACCAGACAUCGUCAGCCCUUCCAUACUCCCACAGUUUCUCGAAGGUCUGGAUCCAAAGUUCGUAGAAUGUUCUCUAUGUCGCACAAGUCCCCUCCACCUAAGGUGCCUCAGCCUGACAGAGUGGAUGAGGUCUAUAAUGCUUUAAAAAAGGGACUCAGUGCCUACUUAGAAGUUCACCACAUCGAACAGGAUAAGCUAACAGUCCAGAUCAAAGAAUCCAAAAGGAACUCAAGACUGGGGUUUUUAUACGACUUAGACAAGCAAGUCAAGUCUAUUGAAAGGUUUAUCCGUAAAUUGGAAUUUCACACAAGUAAGAUAGAUGAGGUGUAUGAAGCAUACUGUAUCCAACGCAGAUUGAGAGAUGGUGCACACAACAUGGUGAGGGCUUAUUCAGCCUCUCCAAGUAGCAAAGAAGCCCGGGAAAGCAUGACAGAAGCCGGAAAAGGUUACAAAGAAUACACAGAGAAUAUGUGUGUUUUAGAGAAUGAACUAGAAAAUCAGCUGGGAGAGUUUCGCAUUAAAAUGAAGGGACUUGCAGGAUUUGCAAGGUUGUGUGCUGGAGACCAGUAUGAGAUUUUUAUGAAGUAUGGCCGGCAGCGCUGGAAAUUGAAGGGACGCAUUGAAGUAAAUGGAAAGCAGGUUUGGGACAGUGAGGACAUGGUAUUUCUUCCACUAAUCACAGAGUUUCUUUCUAUAAAGGUCACAGAAUUGAAGAGCCUUGCAAACCAUGUCAUUGUGGGCAGUGUUUCCUGUGAAACAAAGGAUCUCUUUGCAGCUCUUCCCCAGGUUGUAGCAGUGGAUAUUAAUGACUUGGGAACAAUCAAACUAAAUUUGGAGGUCAAUUGGAAUCCAUUUGAUAAGGAAGACCAACCAUCCGCUGCCAGCACUGUAAAUAAGACCUCUACUGUCAACAAGCGAUUCUCCACAUAUAAUCCUAGUCCUCCAGAUACCCCCUCUUUACGGGAACAAGCAUUUUAUAAUAUGCUACGACGUCAGGAAGAUUCAGAAAAUGGAGCUGCCUGGUCAAUUUCUUCAGAAUCCUCUGAUGAUUCCUCUAGCCCACAGUUAUCUAGCAGUGUCCGUCACGCUCCCAAGAACAUUGUUCAACCUGAACUGCAGACAUCUGCCCCAGAUAUAGAAAUUUCCUUUACACAAAAAGAGGAGAGUGUGGACACAGGGGCAGAUACUUCAAUCCAGGAAGUGGAAAACAAUGACAAAAUAGUUACCGAAAAUGUGGCAUCAAGAAAAGAAACUGUGGCCAAUGGCCAUGUGGUAUACUCAAGGACAUUAAGCCAUAUCAGUGAGGUAAGCUUUGAUGCUUCAGGUUCAGACUUUCAUGUCCUGGAUGAUCCUCCGAUAACACUACCAUUGAAUACUGAUGUCUCAGAAACUGUUGCUGUUCCUGUUAGUUGUGAAAAAGUGGACAAUUUGCAAAUCACUGUACUAUCUGCCUGUUCUCAGGAAGACAAAAAUGAAAUACUACACAUAACGCCAGAAGCAGGUCUACAGCAGGAGAUCAUUGAUUCAGGUCAAUCAUUAAAUACACAGACGCCAGUACAAGAGGGAGUGCUUUGUGAGGAGGAGCUGGAGCUUGUGUUGGAAGAACUUGUUGAGAUUGAACCACAACAGCCUGUAAUUCAUUGUUCUCCCAUUAAUGCACCAUGUUUGGACACUGUUCCCGAAGAGCGGGACAGUCCCAUCUGUGAAGUAGUAACCUCUGAUUCCACAAAAAUAAAGAUUGUUGACUCUGGUCUGGGUGAGGCCAUUAAUUCCUUGAGUUCAUCACUGGACGACUACCGGGGUCAAUUCCCUGAACUGCAGUCGCUUGAAAAUAAAAUCAAAGAUCUAGAAGAGGUUCUCAUGCAGAAGCAAGGAGUGUUCAGAAGCAGAGCAUCCAGCAUAAGCCUCACGGUGGAGAAUGCCCUUGAGAGCUUUGACUUCUUAAAUACUACUUCUGACAUGGAGGAUUCAGAAUGUUCAGAGGAGGAAGGGGGUAAAAGUGAAAGGAUCGAGAGCAGUGAAGUUCCCCCUGUAAUGACGCCAGAACAAAAAACAAACAAAUUGGAGGAUGUGGUGUGCUGUUCCUCUGAAAGACUUUCAAAUCCUUUGACCACUGGUAGUGAACAGCUGGAUAGGGCCUUGGUUAUACACCUACACAACUGCAAUAGGCUGCUACUGCAUUUAGGCACAUUCGGACCCCUUCGAUGUCGUGAAUUAUAUGCACUUGAUAAGUUGAUGGGGGAAGUCCAGAUCUUAGAUAUGGUCUGUACACUCACUGAGAAAAAAUCAGGAAGAACGCAUUCUGCUGUAGACGUUUUGAAGUUUUCAACACCUAAGGAAGGAAUUCUGGGGUUUUGGAAUGAAUGUGUACAGGCUUCAGAUGUGUUUGUGUGCUCUGUGGAGACAGUUCUGCAAGCCUUAAGCACGCAAUAUACUGAACAAAUAAACUCGCAACAACAGGGGCUUUCUGAUACAGUCUUUUUAAGGCUUGUUGAGGACAUUUUGGAUCAGAAGUUGCCCAAAAGAUCCAGGACUACCUACAGUGAACAGUUAACAAUCUUUCAGUAUUGGAGAUACUUUGAGUCUAACACUGUCACUAAUUUGGAGGCCCUUAUUUCUGAUUUGUCCAAAGAAGUAUUGUUUGUGCAGAAAUUGAAUUCGGAUGAUCAGAAUGUUGUUAUUAAAGCUUUGAAGAGAGUAUCUGAGAGCAGCAUACAGAAGGAAGGUUUUAAAACUCUGAGCCUUUUACUUACUAAUGGAAACAGCAGAGUCAUUGCAGCUACAUCUUCAUUGCUCAGAAGCUUCUCUGAACAGCAACAAUUUAGGGAAAGGGCUCUUGUGUCUUACUUGGAGCAGCUGGAAGAUGAAGAUGUAAAUGUGCGUGUUGCUGGGUGUGCUGCCCUGGGAUGUUUAAAGGCCAAAGAAAGCAUAGAACAACUUGUUUACUUGUGCCAAACAGACAAGGAGGAAGUAAAAGUGGCUGCCAAACACAGUCUGAUACUUUUUGGAGAAGAUGGUAAAACUGCUUGCCGGCAUUUGGAGGAAACUCUAGGAAAUCUGCCUCGACUUUUUUCACCUGGAGCAAUGGCAAGCACAGCAUUCUAAGCCAGGCCCUACAUUUGGGAUAUUCUGUAGACCCUACUAGAAGAAAAAAAAGGCACAUGAAAGGAAUUUCUCAAGAUGUGAGAAGGUGUACAUGACAGUAUUACUAAGUUUUUUUUUUUUUUUUCUACUGUGGACAGCUGUGUGGUAGAUGCUGAUGGAAAGCUUUAUUAAAAUGACCUACCUCGGACAAUUCCAAUGUUUUAUGAAGCUUAAGAGCAAGAGAACAAAGCAAGAUGUGUAAUGAGCAUCAACUACUACUUAAUGUUCCAAUAUACAACCCAUGUGUUCCUUUGUGUGGAAUAAUGCAAUAUGCAAUCAGAGAGCUUGCAACAUGGAAAGGCGCCUGCUCAGUGAUGUUUAAAUGUAGAUUUUAUUAAUGUAUAUGGCAUAAAACUUCAGUCUCAUUCUGUAAAGAUCUGCCAUGCAUGCAUGCACGCAUUGCAGUACACAUGUAAGUAUAUUAGCCUGCAGUAUAAGUGGCCACUAUUAUUUUUGUAAGGAAUGCCACCAGCCCAUGUGCAGUGGUUCUUUAAACUGAAUUCUAUAUUUUUGUUUUUAAUAGGCAAUACCACGAGGAAAAUGGAUUGACAGAAAUCUCCUUUCCAGUGAUAUUCAGACUUUAUUUAUAUCGAUAAAUUUGUCUUAUGAUUUUUUUUUUUAUAAUACUACCAGUCUUUAUCACAGUUAUAAAAUGACAGUGCCAUGUUUUUGUCUAACAUUCUGCUUUAGAUUUAUAAAUGGGAUAUCAAUCUGCUGACACUCUUGAUUAGAAUAUAUAUAGAAUAUUUUUUUAUUCUUUAAUUCGCCCCUUUUAAAUAAGUUAAAAAAAAAAAAUUGGUAAAGUGUCAUUGACAUUUAAAACAACCUUUGACAUGCCCAGACCAUUGUACGCUACAGGCCUGUGAAAUUAUAAGCGCCACACGCCGGCCAGAAGGUGCACCCUUUUAUGCUGCUCCGACUAUUGGAGAGAAAAGGUCUGGGUUGAUUGACAGCCUGGAAAUGAGACACGCGCUACUGUGCACUCCACUCAGCUGUAACUCAUAUUCACUGCCAUCUCAACUUUAUUUUAAAGUUGUUUUAAAUGACAGUAACACUUUAAGUCUAAAAGCAAAAGUGCUGGUAAGGCUGCCAUGCUAUCAGAAAUAAUAAAGCUAAAGCCUUCCAAAUGGUGUUUAAUAGUUAAAUGAAUGGGCACAACCAUCCCUCUGAAUACUCCUAAUGACUUACAUUGCACAGUAUAUCAUUUUCCACACAUUAAGAGUGUUUUUGUAUGUUGUUUGCUUUUUAAGCAAAGUAAAUACAGUGUGUCACUUUUAAAUUUUUAAUCCAAACCUAAAAGGAAAUCCUUACAUAGUUUUCUUAUUGGACAAUUCUGCGUAUUUAAUAAAAAAAACAUAUGUAUAUAUGAAGAUGUGUCUUGGGUGCAGCAAAAUAAUGUAUUUUUCAUGUUUAAAUUAGUAUUUUAACUUAUCUUUUCUCCUAGGCUUUGCCUAACAGUUGAAUAAACCUAAAAUGCCUAGAAAAGCUUACAGGCCUGGCCCUCAUGGCGCAUGUUGUGCUGUGUUGUACCUCAGAGGUGCCAUCUUCUUGUAAAUUAUUCUAUUCAGACACAAUGCUAAGACUUGGAAUGCACAAGAAGGAGACAUGCACAGAAAAUAUGGAAAAGGUCUAUGCAU